AUGCCCACCCCCACGCCCGCCGAGGGCGACGCCGCGACGGCCAAGCUCGGCGUCUGGAAACAGGCUCUCUACGAUCGAUGUCGCGAAUCAGGAACGGACAUGUUCUCGCAGGACGAUCUUAUGCGCCUCGAUGUCAUUCCCAACCGUGAUCUCAUGCUGCUGGCCCGCGUCGUCCAGUCGCUUACCGAUGACAAGCUUUUCAUCACCAUGCGCGAGGCCUCGGGCCAAGUGCUAUGGAAAUGGCGCGACUCCCAGGAAGCCCACAAAUACAAGCAAUGUUCGACCGACGAGCAGGUCAUGGUCUACUCCCUCAUCGACGAUUCGGGCGGCGACGGUAUCUGGUCCCAGACGCUCCAGAAGCGCCUCAACAUGCACGACUCGGUCCUCAAGAACGCUCUCAAGCAGCUCCAGACGAAGGGACUUAUUGCGCCAUUCAAGAACGUCGAGCACCCGAACAAGAAGAUGUUCAUCAAGGCCUCCAUACGGCCCAGCGAUCGCGCCACAGGCGGCCCGUGGUAUACCGACCAGAACCUCGACGAGGCCUUCAUUGAAGACCUACAGCGUGUUGUAUUCGAUUUCAUCAAGCGACAGAGUACCUACCACAGCACUCACGGCGGUGGUGUUGCGCGGACGCAGGUCCCCAAGAAGGGUGUUGUCAAAGGUGGCGUAGACAAGGGCAAAAAGCGCGAUGCUAGUCACAUGGAAGAGCCCCCAGCCAAGCUACUCAAGACCUCUUCGACACCUACUGUUAAGAAAGACGCCCUUCUCCCUCUUCCUGCUGGCUACACAGGCUACCCAACUGUCCGAGACAUUGCUCGUCUACUCUCCUCCAGCGGAAUUACCCACAACACCAUCCUCUCCGAACACGAUGUGCAGAAGCUUGUCGACGUUCUAGUUUGGGAUAACCUUGUCGAAUCAGUCAAGGUGGCAGGCAAGAUUGGCUAUCGUGUUUCUCGCAUUGCCAAGCAGUCUUUGGAGAGCUGGGCUGGCCGCGACGAUCCCACAGGUCGUGAAGGAGGUCCUGAAUCCCUUGUGAGUGCCUUCACAGAAGCUCCUUGUGGGCGAUGUCCAGUGUUUGAGAUAUGUGAAGAGGGUGGACCUGUAGGUCCCAGUAACUGUGAGUACUUCAAAAAAUGGCUUGGUGUUGAAUAG
This is a messenger RNA of Fusarium sp. VM40, 1152 nucleotides long. NCBI's taxonomy places the organism in Eukaryota, Fungi, Ascomycota, Sordariomycetes, Hypocreales, Nectriaceae. The record is from the annotation of a GenBank genome assembly.